AUGCCGAGCGUAAAGCUGGCGCUGGAUCACGUGAACGAGCAUGAGUCAGUCCUGCGCAACUAUCGACUACACAUGUGGUGGAAUGACACCGAGUGCAACGCAGCGGUUGGUGUGAAAUCUUUCUUCGACAUGAUGCACAGUGGGCCACACAAGCUUAUGUUGUUUGGCGCUGCGUGUACACAUGUCACAGAUCCCAUAGCUAAGGCUUCUAAACACUGGCAUUUGACUCAGCUGUCUUAUGCCGACACGCACCCGAUGUUCACGAAGGAAGCUUUCCCCAACUUCUUUCGGAUUGUCCCCUCGGAAAACGCGUUCAAUCUGCCCCGCAUCCGUCUGUUGCAACACUUCAACUGGACGAGAGCCCACAAUCGUCUUCUAGCCGACUUGGACUUUCACGGUUUCGACAUCGAAGAAACGCAAAGUUUCGCCACGGAAGUGAGAACAGCCCUCUCCAAGCUAAAAGAGAAAGACGUCCGGAUAAUACUCGGCAAUUUCAAUGAAACUUGGGCUGUCAGGAUCUUCUGUGAAGCUUACAAAUUGGAGAUGUACGGACGCGCGUACACGUGGCUGCUGCUGGGCACCUACAGCAGCAGGUGGUGGCUGCGGCGCGCGCCCUGCUCCCGCCGCGAGCUGGCCGCCGCGCUCGACACCACGCUGCUCACCGACCUGCUGCCGCUCGCCACCACCGGCGAGCUCACCGUCUCCGGCAUCACAGCGAAAGAUUACCAGGUCGAAUACGAUAGAAGAAGAGGCUCAGAAUAUUCUAGAUUUCAUGGAUACACUUACGAUGGCAUUUGGGCGAUGGCCUUGGCGAUACAGACAGUGGCACAGAGAGUGAAGCUGAAGUACAAAGAGAAAACAGUUCAAGACUUCAGAUACAGAGACAAGGAGUGGGAGCAGCUGUUUCUGGAUGCGUUGAGCAACGUCACCUUCGAGGGAGUCACCGGUCCAGUUCGUUUCUAUGAUAACGAGCGUAAAGCGUCGAUUCUACUGAAGCAGUUCCAAGGCGAUCAAGUGGGCGAAGUCAAGGUCGGCGAGUACUGCGCUGAAAGGGACCACCUGGACCUCACCAGCGGCGAGCCAUUCAAGUGGCUUGGCAAGAACCCACCCAAAGAUCGCACGCUCCGGCUGAUAGAACACACUCAGGUGAACAUCACCAUUUACUCCGUGCUUGUCUCCUGCUCCAUCCUGGGCAUACUGUUAGCCACAGGCUUCCUGGCAAUGAAUAUACAUUACAGAAAUCAACGGUACAUCAAAAUGUCUUCACCACAUCUCAAUAAUCUGAUCAUCAUCGGCUGCAUCCUCACGUAUUUGAGUGUGAUCUUCCUGGGUCUGGACUCCAGCCUAAGUAGCAUCGGUGCGUUCCCUUACAUCUGCACGGCUCGAGCUUGGCUUCUGAUGGCGGGAUUCAGUCUUGCUUUCGGUGCGAUGUUCUCAAAGACGUGGAGAGUCCACUCCAUCUUCACAGACGUAAAACUCAACAAGAAGGUGAUAAAAGACUACCAACUUUUCAUGGUAGUUGGCGUACUGUUGGUUGUUGAUCUCGCCAUAAUGACAACAUGGCAGAUAUCGGAUCCGUUUUAUAGGGCUACGAAACAAAUGGAACCUUACCCACACCCUUCCAGUGAGGACAUUGUGAUUGUACAAGAGAAUGAAUACUGCCAAUCGGAGAGGAUGACCAUAUUCAUUGGAGUCAUUUACGCGUACAAAGGAUUAUUAUUGGUGUUUGGUGCGUUCCUGGCGUGGGAGACUCGACAUGUGUCAAUUCCAGCGCUGAAUGACUCCAAACACAUCGGCCUGUCUGUCUACAAUGUACUUAUCAUGUGCAUUAUGGGUGCUGCAAUUGCUCUGGUCUUGUCCGAUCACAAAGAUGCGUUGUUCGUUCUCAUAGCCAUCUUCAUCAUAUUUUGCACAACGGCUACUCUAUGUUUAGUGUUCGUGCCUAAGCCGGGCGCGGCGGCGGGCCGCAUCCGCGCCACGCUGCGGCCCGCCGGCACCACCGCGCACGAGUGCCGCUCGCCCGGCCCCGAGCUCGAGCGCCGUAUGAAGGAGCUGCGCCAGUACAACACGCGCUACCGCCGCACUCUGCAGGCCAAGGAGAACGAGCUGCAGAUGCUCUUAAGCAAGCUCGGCGGCGAUGCGGGCUCCGAAUCUUCGACGACCAAAGAUUCUCGUUCCCCGGCCACCCAGAGAACCAGGCUUCCAGUCCCCAAGGAGAAUAUCAGCCAUCCCGAAACUAGCGAUAUAACAUCAGUGUGUAGCCUCAGUGCUUCAGCCGGAGCAGAAGUUGAAUAUAUAAAUUUGCAAAAUCAACAAUCAGAAAAAACUAAGCCAUCGGCUCCGCCUGAAUCGAUUAAGGAAGUUAUUCCAAAAGAGCCUAAAAAAGAGCAAACGAAGAACGUGUCAUUCAAGAACCAUUUGGAUUACACUAGCCCACCAUCAUCUAAGGCAGUGCCAGAAAAGGAUCAACUUGCUAAACUGCCGUAUGGAUGGACUGCCGAGGAACCCUCCGAGCCCACACCAAAAGUUGUCAAAAUACCUGAGCCAGUGAAAUCCGAAACUAAAACUAUUUCGGCUUUGAAAUCUAGUGAUACUCCGACAGUAAAGUCCAUACCGGCAAAAAUCCAAGAGCCCAUGUAUACCAAAGCGGCAACACCAAAAGUUAAUAAGAUGGUACUUCGAAUAAUGCAAUUGAUAAUUGGUGAUACCCAGACGCCUGAACUCCAAAAGAAAAUAAUGAAAUCCCAAGAGUCGGUGACGAAAACUCCACCGUCCAGGGAUCAGAGAAGCGGGCGCGGGCACCGGCGCACCUCCAGCGUGAGUCAGGCCGCGCUGCUGUCCGACCUCAUGCACGUCAGCGUCGACAGGGACGACCAGCCGCCGCCCGACAUGGAGAGGAAAGUCAUAGGUCAGUAUUUACCUUAUGCCCGUGCCCGAGAUGGAAUUAGAACCGACAAACUCGCGCUAUAUAUGUAAGCAUAUUUCUUUCGGCUGUUCAGGUGACUUUCCCAGAACAUUGCUAAAAAUACGCUAAUUUGUAGCAAAAGUAACUAGGGCUAUAUAAAAUCGUCAGUCUCGCUUUCGGAGAGGUCAAAGAUAAGAGCAGUCGCCGGGAUUGCGAAAGGAUGCGAGUUUGAAUCUCAUCUCGGGCACCUGGGAUUGGUGAAUAAAAAGGGUUUGGGAAAUAAAAGGAAUAUAGCAUCAUGGAUGUAA
This is a messenger RNA of Diatraea saccharalis (sugarcane borer), 3213 nucleotides long. Lineage: Eukaryota; Metazoa; Arthropoda; Insecta; Lepidoptera; Crambidae. The record is from the annotation of a GenBank genome assembly.